GUUAUUUCCAAUGAAGCGUUCGCGCUGAUUUCUACGAUCGUCGACCUCUGGCUUUGUCUCACAGUCUCCUUCGUCGGCGUCUGGACCAACGUCCUUGACAUCGUGACCUUCGCCAAGAUGGGCUUCAAGGAUACCGUCAACAUCACCAUGACGACGAUCGCCUUCUGGGAUCUGAUCCGCGUCCUCUGCGGGCUGGCCCACCGGUUGUACGGCCCGAUGGCCUGGGUCUUCCCCGCGUUUGGGAAAUCCUGGCAGAACAUCACGGUCACCAACCUGGUCUACCUCCACGUCAUCUCCGGAAACGUCUCGUACGUCAUAGGUGGCUACGUAGCCGUCGAACGCUGCUUCUGCGUGUGCUUCCCUUUAAAGGUGAAAACGCUGUUGACCCCAAAGCUGACCUCGUUCGUUUGCGUGACGCUGUCAAUCCUUGUUUUCGUAUCGUUAUUGCCGAUACUCCUGGUCUUUGAGUACCGGUGGGUCUACACAGCUCAGUAUCAGACCGUCAUAGCGGUGUACCAGUACACACAUUUCUACAGCGUCCAUGGUCAAAAAUUUAUGGAGGGCUACAAGUACCUUGGGUUCAUCUACCCCGUCCUGAGUCUGACCGCCAUGGUCUUCAGCACAGUGGUCAUCUCCUACAAACUCCAAAGGGCGUCACGGUUCAGAAAGGGGGCCUCCGCGGGGUCGAAACCGGGAACCCAAGACCGCGGUCCGUCCGAAGUGACCACGCGGGACAGGCAGGUUAUCACGAUGCUGCUGGUGGUCAUCGGCGUCUACAUCGUGAACCUGGUGCCGCGGGUCGUCCACUUCAUCGCGAUGCUGCUGGAGCCGGAGUACUACGUGCUCAAGUAUUACAACAACAUCUUCUGGGUCAUCGUGUACGUCAUCUUCGUGCUGGACUUCGUCAACGCGUCGGUCAAUCUCUUCAUCUUCUACUACAUGAGCACCAAGUUCAGAGCCUGCUUCGUGAAAAUAUUUCAACCCAUGUGUCUUAGUGGGAAGGCUUAAGAGGCAUCUUCAAUGACCGCUUUCCUGAAGUUUAAAACCGGGGCGCGAGAGAAUAAACAGUGAUGACUCUUUGAAUUAACUCAUCUUUUUUGAGUGGUUGUUAUUCGGGAAACAAAAAAAAAAACAUUGGAUGGUAAGUUUUUUUGAAGGAAAGAAAGACAACGCAUGCAAUGAACGUUUCUGCAAAAUGGCUUCUUGCGCUAAAUUUCAAAACAAUUUAAAAAAUAUAGUACUAUAUUAGCUCAUCGGCUUGGAGGCCGUGUCUAGUUUUUCUACUGCAGCUACGCUAAACAGUAACGUCAUAAAUACAUUUCAAAAUAAAUGAAUAAUUGUAUUUGUCAAUCGUUUCAAGGUUGAUGUAUAUGAGAGUUUUAUUCUAGCUCAAAAAUUUUUGUAGGCAAAUCCCGAUUUCUUUUCGUGAAUACGUGCUCUGGGGUUUGUUUACUGUUAACUUUCAAAUGAAAUUGCAAUUUUCCAAAUAUGGG
Molecule: messenger RNA, 1493 nt
Organism: Lymnaea stagnalis (great pond snail)
Lineage: Eukaryota; Metazoa; Mollusca; Gastropoda; Lymnaeidae
Source: the annotation of a GenBank genome assembly